GAGGGUUUAAGCGCCACCGCCUCCCUCUUGCUUUCCGCUUCCUUUUCAAAUUAUCUUUGGUUCUCUUCCUGGUUGUUGAUCAUUAUCUUGUACAAGCCAUAUUCUUAUCACUUCUAAAAUAUGGAAAACUCAGAUACAAAGGUGACAAGUUCAUCACCACCACCAUUGCUGCCACCAGUAGUCAGAGAAGAGCCAGAGCUGAAAAAACUUAAAAUGUCUACCACCACUUCUGAUGAUGAAGAAUGCACUACUACAACUGGGACUAAGAAAAGAUACAAGCGCCGCAAAAUUGCCAUUUUUUUUGCUUACUGUGGUGUUGGCUAUCAAGGCAUGCAGAAAAAUCCUGGCGCCAAGACAAUUGAAGGUGACCUAGAAGAAGCCUUAUUUGUGUCUGGAGCUGUCCCUGAGCAGGAUCGCGGAAUUCCUAAAAGGUAUGACUGGGCUCGCUCUGCUCGAACUGAUAAAGGUGUUAGUGCUGUUGGUCAGGUUGUCUCAGGACGUUUUUAUAUUGAUCCGCCUGGUCUUGUUGACCGCCUUAAUUCAAACCUUUCUCCUCAGAUACGAAUCUUUGGUUACAAGCGUGUCACAGCAUCUUUUAAUGCCAAGAAGUUCUGUGAUCGGAGGAGGUAUGUCUAUCUCAUUCCUGUGUUUGCUCUUGAUCCGAGUUCACAUCGUGACAGAGAGAGUGUGUUAGCUAGUGUGGGGUCUGAAAAUGAGCUUGUUAAAUGUGUUGAUUGUUCUGAGAGGGGUCGUAAGGUGCCUGGCUUGGUUGGUAAGCACAAUACAGGAUUAGAAGCUAUGGAUUCAUCCAAAGAAAAUCCUGCUCCUAACUCCGGAGUCGCAGAGGAUUUUGGGGUUACUUUGAACGAAACUGAUGGUGAUCAUUUAAAUAAGAAAUCCAGUAGUGAGGGUGAGAUUCCAGUGGAGAGUUUGAAUUCUGAACUUGAGUCUGUCGUUCCUUCUCAUGGUGAGGUCGCUCACAUGAAUGGUGGAUCAAUGGACGAUUCAAGCUUUGUUGGCAAAGAAAAUGUCAAUGAAGAGGAGGAGACUAUAAAGGGAAGUGGAUUCUGUUAUGGUGAGAAGGAGCGGGAAAGGUUUAAUAGGAUUUUGAAGUAUUAUGUAGGGACUCAUAAUUUUCAUAACUUCACCACGAGAACAAAAGCUGAGGACCCUGCUGCUAAGCGUUUCAUAAUUUCAUUCGACGCUAACACCGUUGUCACAGUUGAGGGCAUUGAAUUUGUGAAGUGUGAGGUUGUGGGACAGAGCUUCAUGCUUCAUCAGAUACGGAAGAUGAUGGGUCUUGCUGUAGCAAUUAUGAGAAACUGUGCGCCAGAGUCACUUGUUGAGAAAGCUUUGCAGAAGGAUGUUAACGUUAAUGUGCCUACUGCUCCAGAGGUUGGUUUAUACUUGGAUGAGUGCUUCUUUGCAUCAUAUAACCAUAAAUGGAAAGAUAGUCACGAAGAAUUGUCAAUGAAAGCAUAUGAGAAAGAAGCUGAAGAUUUCAAGAUGAAGUAUAUAUAUUCUCAUAUUGCUUCCACAGAGAAGAAGGAUGGAGCUGUAGCUCUCUGGUUGCAUUCUCUAAACCAUAGAAAUUAUCCAGAUCUGCGAAUUGUCAAUGAGGAAGGCAUUACUGAUAACAAGAGAGAUCAACCGGAAGUUAUCAGCUAAUGAACUAUUUUUCCAUAGUACAAUUAGAACUCUUGAUUCAUUAUUGAUCUGUGCCUAUUUAUUUUUCCCCCUGUUACCUUUGGCAAGAUAGGCUUCGCUUAAACUGGUUGAGAGAGUUCAGACUGAUUUUACAUAAAAAAACUACAAUCUUCCCUAGAUGUGGACUGCUUCUUUGUUUAUCAUUCGGUAGGACUUUCUUUCCUUGUUGUAUUCUUAAUUUUUCCUUUAUUAGCCAAUAGGAUUUUACUUGCCUAUGUCUCUUCGAACAUGAUUUGGCUUAUAUGAUUUGUGAAUCUUGUAUCAUCCUGUUUGGCUGAGCGGUUAAACGUCCACAACUUA
Messenger RNA from Neltuma alba, 2007 nucleotides. RefSeq names its product tRNA pseudouridine synthase A-like. The record is from RefSeq and is a predicted model, not a curated record. Gene Ontology annotation, biological process: mRNA pseudouridine synthesis; tRNA pseudouridine synthesis. The transcript has 3 exons. Gene Ontology annotation, molecular function: RNA binding; pseudouridine synthase activity. The coding region runs from base 121 to 1668 and encodes 515 amino acids. Gene Ontology annotation, cellular component: nucleus. NCBI's taxonomy places the organism in Eukaryota, Viridiplantae, Streptophyta, Magnoliopsida, Fabales, Fabaceae.